AUGCCUUUAUCUACAGAACACUCCAAAAGAACUAGGAUCCGAUCACUUUCUUGCCAGAGAUGUCGUGCUCGUAAAAGCAAAUGUGACACAAAACUGCCUUGUGAAGCUUGCAGAAAAGAAGGUGUCGAAUGCAUCCGAAUAGUCAACGACCGGAGGAAGGAAAGAUAUUCUUCCGAGUAUACGGAGAGUUUGCAGAAGAAGAUCCAUUCUUUGGAAGGUGUUAUAGAAAACAUUCGAGAUCUCAUCAACGUUAAACAUGAUCACACGCUAGACACAGAUUCAAAAGAACACGAUCUGAAGUUUAAUAUUAAGUCACUAGGAGGUGAUAAGAAAGAAGAGCCUCUGCAAGUUUUGGACAACCAAACGUUGUCCGUCUACGGACCUACAAGCGUUUUCGAUAGUCAUUCAGUUGACGAAAGCAGUGAUGCCAACCACUUGGCGGAGAUUAAGGCCCUCCAGAGCGACCCUCAUAUCUUACAUUGUAUUAAGUUAUUCUUCAAAUGGCAGUACCCAGAUUUGAACUCUUUUGUGGUGAGAGAAGCAUUUCUUUUGGAAUUUUUCACUCCCAUGACGAAACCUGUCUACUGUUCAGCUGGUCUAGUAUUGGCUAUAUGUGCUUUGGGCUCAAGAAUGUCCGACGAUAUAGACAUUUUCAACAAGUCCUCUCGGUAUUAUCGUGAGGCCAAGAAAAUUGUCAUGAGCAGAUUCGAUAAGCCAACAAUCCCAACAAUGCAAGCAUAUUUGUUGCUUUCCGUUUUUGACAUCUCACAUGGGAACAAUUCAACAGGUUGGAUGUUGUCGGGGUGUGGAUUAAGAAUGGGAUUCGAUUUAGGUUUUCAAUUGGAUCCUACGGUAUGGUUUCUCAAAUCUAAUGGGGCUUUGAACGAUCUCAAUAUUGCUAUUCGAAGUCGCAUUUACUGGGGCUGUUACUUUGCAGACCAUUUUAUAAGUUUGGUUCUCGGUAGACCUUCAGUGUUGAAGAUUGCCGAUUCAUCAAUACCAGAAACAGGUUAUCUUCCAGACUUGGAUUGGAUUGCUGACUAUACCUACUUGAGUCCAGGAGCAGACCCAAAAGACAGGUCAACCAUUAUCGAUGUCUCGGAUCCCUUAAAACAUUUGGUCCGCCUAAUUAAUAUAUCAACUGAUAUGCUAAAUGAUGUUUUCACGCGAGAUGGAAGUCGCACGUUUGAUUGGAAGAAAAAGGUAGAAAUGUCCCAGCACUAUAAUAAUUCUAUCCUUCAAUGGCGGUCUUCUCUUCCUGAGAACCUUCAAUGGGACAGGCAAUCACUUCAAAUUUCUGGAGAGAAUCCUACGAAGAUGUUCCUAAGACAAUAUUACUACAUUUUGCUCUUGUGUCUCAAUCGACCAUUUUUAGAAGCAGCAAACCAGAGUAAGCUCGACCUACCCUCAGCUAGAAUAUGCGACGAAGUGAUUGAUGAUUUGAUGGUAUCUAUUGAGAGAUUUCGCGUGGUUCAUGGCCUACGAAAGUCGUCCAUUUUCAUUGUUUAUUGUUGCAUCUUAUCUGUAUCGGUAUUGCUCAUUUCCAGUUUGAAAAGUGGAAUGGAAGGAGAAACAGGGUGCAAAAUACAAUUUUACUUGAGUGCAUUGUAUCAUUGCUCAGAGAUUUGGCCACUUGCUGAGAAGUCAUUUAAACUUAUCCAGUCACAACUCGAAAAGACUUUUGAGGUUGAGGUUCGGAUUAGUAAUGGCGAGGUCAAGAUUGUGCUUCCGAGCCUGCCAGAAAUGGAUACAGACCACAAAAUCCUUCAUUUUUUGAAUGGCGAACAAAACCAAGAAACAAAAGACCAAGGAAUUGAAAAUUAUGAGCUUUUUGGAGGACCUCCAUUACUAUUGACAUCUGAUCUCCUUACGCAAGAAUACGAAAAUUUAUUCUCUACAUCAGUAUUAGGAUAUAGUGAUUAA
Clavispora lusitaniae ATCC 42720 is the source of this 1923-nucleotide messenger RNA. Its product is annotated as transcription factor domain family protein. The record is from RefSeq and is a predicted model, not a curated record. Gene Ontology annotation, molecular function: zinc ion binding; DNA-binding transcription factor activity, RNA polymerase II-specific; DNA binding. Lineage: Eukaryota; Fungi; Ascomycota; Pichiomycetes; Serinales; Metschnikowiaceae. Gene Ontology annotation, biological process: regulation of DNA-templated transcription; DNA-templated transcription.